This is a messenger RNA of Trichomonas vaginalis G3, 726 nucleotides long. Its product is annotated as polyadenylation-dependent snoRNA 3'-end processing. Gene Ontology annotation, cellular component: cytoplasmic exosome (RNase complex); nuclear exosome (RNase complex); nucleolus. The transcript has a single exon. The record is from RefSeq and is a predicted model, not a curated record. Gene Ontology annotation, biological process: U4 snRNA 3'-end processing; rRNA catabolic process; nuclear mRNA surveillance. Lineage: Eukaryota; Parabasalia; Trichomonadida; Trichomonadidae. The coding region runs from base 1 to 726 and encodes 241 amino acids.
AUGGAUGUUUAUAAUCAAUUCACUGGGCUUCGAAUUGAUGGCCGCCCACCCAAUGAAAUGCGUUUAGUUGAGGCUAAAAUUGGAACAAUUCCUGGUUGCACUGGUUCUUCUCAUUUCAAGAUCGGUCAAACAGAAGUUAUUGCUCAAAUUUUUGGCCCAAGAGAUAACAGAUCAGGUGAUAAUGCAGCAGAAAUUCGUGUUACUUUCGAAUAUGCCGAUUUUGCAAAAGUUCCUCACGCUUCAGAUACAUCAAUGACAAGGAGAGGCAGAGAGAGCGAAGUUAUCAUGAAAAGAACAUUCGAAGAAGCAAUUAAAAGAGAAUUAUUCCCUCAUUCUAAAAUUUUAAUCGCUAUUACAGUUAUUCAAGAUGAUGGUUCAUGCCAGAGCGCUGCCAUUAAUGCUGCAACAUUAGCUUUGAUUGACGCUGGCAUUCCAAUGUUUGAUUUUGUUGUAUCUAUGACAGUUGCUUUAUAUGAUGAUAAAUGCUUCCUUGAUGCAGGCCGUGCAGAGUCAAAUGCUCGUUUCCCAGUUUUGGAAGUAUCUAUCUUCCCUUCAACCAGCGAAAUUUUAUCAAUGAACUUAACAGCAAGAAUCGAACCACAGGCAUCAAAGAAUUUGAUGGCCGCAGCUAUAGACGGAUGCAAGGAAUUACAUGCAAUUAUGCAAGAUGUUGUUCGCGUUGCUUCAAUGGAAAGAUACGCUCAAUCUAAAGGAGUCAGCAACUAA